AGUGGUAGUACUACAGGAAGAGGAAGGAGCAAGCCGGCGCGCUCCCCGCUCUCCUCCCUCCUCGUCCCGCCGCGCUCUGACGACAGAGCCGUGCGCAGCCCAGCCGCGGCGAGCAGCCACGUUGACAAGUGAGGGCUCUGGGGCAGAGGCUGGCGUCCGGGGGAGUCGUCUCCAGCCCUCAGUACUAGCAGAACUGCGGCUGCUCUGUGUGCAGGAGCUCCAGAGCAAAAUGUCUUCGCCGCCUAAAGUGAAAACAGAGACCCGAGCUGGACACCCUCCUGCUGUUAAAGCUGGUGGAAUGAGAAUUGUGCAGAAACACCCACAUGCUCCAGAUACCAAAGAGGACAAAGAUAAGGAGGAAUCGGAAUGGGAAACCAGCAGCAGUCCACCUAAGCCAACUGUAUUCAUUUCUGGAGUCAUUGCAAGGGGUGAUAAAGACUUCCCUCCAGCUGCGGCCCAGGUGGCUCACCAGAAACCACAUCCCUCUGUGGAAAAGCUCCCCGCUCCACAGCAUGUCAAACAGCACAUUCACCAGCCUCGCAAAUGAAUCAACUGUCCAAGAUCCAGCCAUAGUGUUUUGGAAAUGCAAAGAUUAAGAGAUUUGUGCUACCAGAUCUUUUAAAAAAAGUGGUAUUUCAUGCUUUUGCCUUAAUUGUCUAUGGUUUAAUAAAGGGGUGGGGGGAAGAAAGUAAUGUUCCAUUACCCCAGUUGAAACACAUACUCCUGGGUACUGCCGGUCAAAAAUGUUAUGGUCAUGUUAUAGUAACAGGAUGGGGAUAGCUUAGAUCAAACAAUUCCUUUAAUGAAUAAUUAUUUUAAACUUGUUUGUUCCUGGAUGUUGAUCUAUAGGAAUGCAUAAGAUUGGGGCAGAGGAGUUGGCUCGUAUCCUUUUCUGGCUGCUUUCUAAUGAGAGUUUUUUUAUUAUGCGCAAGUCUGACGCCUUUGUGAUUUUUAAAGAAUUGUUCUUGCUAUGUUCUUCUUAAAUAUGUUUAAAAUAAGGGCCAGCUUCUUGACUUUUGUUUGUUUAAUUCAAGAAUAUGAGAGGACCAGAAAUGUUUCUCAGAUAUGUUUUGAGAUCUUUGUGGAUAUAUGUCGUAGUAAUUGCAACCUAGCCAAAGAUUUUACCAGCCAACUGGCCCAUAGUCUUAACAGGGUCCUCUGAAUCUUGUCCAAAAUUACCGAGCAAUAAGACACAAUAAUCGAAUUAAAAGCAAGGUGAUCUGUAUUUUACUGAAGUUGCCGAAUGUUCUAAAUACUCUUGAAUGACUACAUGUAUUGCAGCCCCUCAGAACAGCUUUAAACAUGCAGGCAUGGCAGUACUUCCAAGAUGUACAAUUUCAGGUUGCAGCAGGUGAGUAGAUCACAUCUCUGAAUGCUCUUCCUUAUAAAGAAUUCCAGCACAUGGAAAGCUAGUAUGCCAGCUUUGGCUGAAAUAUUAUUGCUGACAUGCUAUCUUUCCAUGUGCAGAGAAUUCUUGUGUGGAAGAACAUUCAGAUAUAAAAUUCUCCAUCUAAAAUCUGAAGUGUUACAGUCCAUGAAGAACUACACCAAAUACAAAGUUGUAAAUUUGAAUCAGCCAUAUCUUGUAGGGGUGUGCACGGACUGAAGGUUCAGCUGCGGUGUGGCUGUGGCACACACCUGGCCUCUGAAUGGAGCUGUGCCACAGCCACAUGCAGGCUGCUGGGGGGAGUGCUUCCACACCAGGAAGCUUCCUGGAGCAGUGGUACCACUGGUAAGGAACUGCACCCCGCACCCCAACACCACCAUCACUGGCCAUCGAACUGGUUUGUGGACCAGCGAUUCAGUCUGAAUUUGGACCACACCAUGAACCCUUGGUCCAUGCACACCCCUAAAAUACUGGCAGCUAAACUGGAUUAUCCUCUUACAUUCUGCAUUAUGGUUAUGUAGUACAGUAUGGGGUAACAAGCAUCUAUGGACAGUAAUUGGUUCUUGCCAUUGUGAUCACAGCUAGGGAUGUGUGCGGGAUGAUACCUGCAUUCUGUUCCGAGCUCAGAAUGGAACGUGAAUAUGCCCGGAAUGUUCUGUCAGAACAAUCAGUCGAGCCAGUUGUUCUGAUGAAAUGAGCUUGGAACACUCAAAACGUUGCUCUUCUGGCCUGUGCACAAGCGUGGCAGCCAUUGCGUGGUGUUGGUGACCAUGCAAAUGGGGGUCACACAUGCACAGAGGCCAGAAGAGCUCGGAAUGUUCGGACUCAGAAUGGGGUCGUUCAGUUCCAAGCUCGAUGCAGGUCCUUCAUUUGAAGGGCUUUUUGUUCCAAGUUUGGAACUCUCAAAACAGCCCAUUUCGAGUCAGGAUGUUCCGCGUGCAGAACAUUCUGCACAUCCCUAAUCACAGCAAGCAAGCAGAGUAAAUUACAGAGAAGGGGCACAAAACAACUCUAGGUGUAUUUUAAGUGAGCCUCAGUUAAGAUGUGCAUUCCUAUAUGCAUCAUAUAUAUCAAUUAAAUUCAGUGGGGACCAGGUAAGCAUUAAGAUGCACAUCUGCGUAUUUGCAUCAGUUACAUAUGAGGGACUCACUUGCUGAAUUGGAGCAAAGAUUAUAUUUAAUUAAGGUUAACUAAGGUAAUUAGUAAAAACUGGGUCUGGUCAUGCAUACAAAAUUGUUUUACAAGUACAUGAUUUAGAAUCACUUUGUUCUGUAUACCAAAGUUUAACUUACAUUCUUAUGGGUACUUGAAUUUUACAAUGAAUAAAGUACACUCAAUCUUUUUUUCAGCCUAUGAACUACAAAGCAUUUAAUAACUUGAGAAAAGUUGGCUGCUAAUAAAUCAUAGUUGCAACUGCUGUUCUGGCAAACCGUGAGAAAUUUCCACCCCCCUUUGGGCUUUGGAGAAUCAUUUAUUUUUAAUGACAAAUAACAUGAGAGGCAAGAGGAGAGAGUUUCAAUAAUAAUUAAAAAAAAAUACACCGUUGAAAUAUUGCUAAAUAAAUGUGUAAUUAUUUUG
Messenger RNA from Hemicordylus capensis (graceful crag lizard), 2965 nucleotides. It is a transcript of the gene DAP, whose product is annotated as death associated protein. Gene Ontology annotation, molecular function: death domain binding. NCBI's taxonomy places the organism in Eukaryota, Metazoa, Chordata, Lepidosauria, Squamata, Cordylidae. The record is from RefSeq and is a predicted model, not a curated record. Bases 230 to 547 code for a protein of 105 amino acids. Gene Ontology annotation, biological process: cellular response to amino acid starvation; negative regulation of autophagy; apoptotic signaling pathway. The transcript has 4 exons.